AUGAGAGUUAGAGGGGCUUGUGUGAUGUGGAGGAACCAUGAUUCUUCUGGUUCUCUUGUGUCUGAAGUGUAUGCAAAGAAAUCAUGGCUUUGUUUUGUUGGAAAUCAUGGCUUUGUAGAAGUUAAUACUGGGAUUUUCAUGGAUAAUGUAGAUAAAAGUUGGAUGCAUCUCCUAAGAUGGACGGAUGAGUAUAUCCGUGGAGUGAAUGAUUUCCUUGAUAAGGCAUUUGAACGAGCUUCCCAAGGAAAUGAAAUAUUAUGCCCUUGCACAAAAUGCAUUAAUCUCUAUUGGCAUUAUAGAAAUGUGGUGGAAGAUCACUUGGUCGUUAAUGGCUUUGUUGAUAGUUACACCGAAUGGGUUUUCCAUGGUGGAGGGUUUUCCUCUAGAAUUACACCUCGUCAAAGCAAUAAUGAUGAAGGUUCUAACAUGCGUGAUGAUAUUGAUGGAUUACUUCAUGAUACAUUCAGAAAUGUAGAAGGCGAGCCGGUACAACAAGAAGGGAUGAGAGAGGCUCUAUCUGAAGAUGCUAAGAGAUUUUUUAAAUUAUUAGAGGAAGGGAAACAAGAAUUAUAUCCAGGGUGUGAGAACUUCAAUAAACUGAGUUUCACCCGGUUGUACUUGUUUAAGUCUUUGCAUGGGUUGAGUAAUGUAGCCUUUUUAGACUUGUUAGAGUUGCUAAAAGAGGCAUUUCCCUUUGCUAAGCUGCCAGAGUCUUUCAACAAGGCUAAAAAUAUGAUAAAAGAUUUGGGUCUUCAUUAUGAUAAAAUACAUGCAUGCCCUAAUGAUUGCAUGCUAUUUUGGAAUGACAAUGCAAAGGCCGAUAAUUGCUCUGUUUGUGGGUCUUCUAGAUGGAAAAGUUCUAAUCGUGCCUUGACUAAUGCAAGUUCUAAAGUUCCUGCAAAGGUUUUAAGGUACUUUUCCUUGAAGCCUAGGCUUCAGAGGAUAUUCACGUGUCCUGAAACAGUUAUUGCAAUGAGAUGGCAUGCUAAUGAACGACCUAAUGAUGGGAAUUUGAGGCAUCCUGCUGAUGGAGAAACUUGGAAGGAUUUCGAUUCUCUACAUCCCGACUUCUCCAAAGAUCCACGUAAUGUUAGGUUGGGUCUUUCAAGUGAUGGUUUCAACCCAUUUCGAACCAUGAGCAUUUCUCAUAGCACGUGGCCUGUCAUGUUAAUGAACUACAAUUUAUCACCAUGGAUUUGCAUGAAGACAGAAUAUAUCAUGUUGUCAAUGAUCAUUCCAGGUCCUUCAUCUCCAGGAAAUGAUAUAGAUGUGUACUUACAACCACUUAUUGCAGAAUUGAAGGAACUAUGGGAAACUGGGAUAGAAACAUAUGAUGCUGAGACAAAGCAAACAUUUCAAAUGCGUGCAGCCUUGCUGUGGACAGUUAGUAAUUUUCCAGCAUUAGCUAUGCUUUCAGGAUGGAGCACCAAGGGGAGGUUGGCAUGCCCCACUUGUAAUUAUGACACAUGCUCUCUAUAUCUCAAACACAGUCAUAAGAUGUGUUAUAUGGGCCAUCGAAGAUUUUUGCCUCAUGAUCAUCCUUUGCGGAAAGAUAAGAAGUCAUUUGAUGGUAAGGAGGAACAUAGACCUGCACCUACUCCUUUGUCGGGUGUAGAAGUGUUUCAAGAGCUGCUUGAAUUCAACAAUAUUUUUGGAAAGGGCAAAAAGAAAAGACCUUGGGAUAACAAGGGUCCGUGGAAAAAAAAUCUAUUUUUUUUGAAUUGCCAUAUUGGGCGCAUAACAAAUUGA
Nicotiana attenuata is the source of this 1749-nucleotide messenger RNA. RefSeq lists its product as uncharacterized. Bases 1 to 1749 code for a protein of 582 amino acids. NCBI's taxonomy places the organism in Eukaryota, Viridiplantae, Streptophyta, Magnoliopsida, Solanales, Solanaceae. The transcript has 3 exons. The record is from RefSeq and is a predicted model, not a curated record.